AUGCGACCUGGCACACCUGAGAGCAGGAGUAAUCCGUUCGGCGAUGACAUCUCUCCAGCACCCGGCAGAGGCAACCCCUUCUCUUCGCCCUUCAAUUCGAGACCUGCCUCAUCAUUCGGUUCCUCAUCCGCGGUGCGAGGCCUCCCACAAAGAUACUUCCAUUCGAGAAGAGUACGCAAAGGAGAAGUGGAACAACCGUGGAGGGAGAAGGUUGAUCCGAAGGAGAAAUGGGUCACAAUUAUUCCAUUGAUUGGGUUAGCAUUGGGAUUCGGAAUUGCUGGUUUCUUGGUUUACGAUGGCCUCAAGUCGGUGGUGCACCACAAAUAUUGCCCAGUCUUCAGCGAUGAUUUCUCCUCUGGACUAAAUCCUUCAAUCUGGACGAAGGAAGCUGAAGUUGGCGGAUUUGGAAAUGGAGAAUUUGAGCAAACGACGCUCACCGACGAGAACGUGUUUGUACAAAACGGCAAGCUCAUCAUCAAGCCCACGCUGCAAGAUGCCACUCUCAUCGAUAGCAACAAUGUUAUCAAUCUUACAUCUGACGGAACCUGUACUUCAGACGUCCUCACAAACUGCGUUUCCAUCACGAACCUUUCUUCCAACGCGAUCAUACAACCGGUGAAGUCGGGACGUAUCAACACCAAGGCUGGAGGGACAAUCAAAUAUGGACGUGUCCAAGUUACUGCCAAGUUGCCUGUAGGAGAUUGGCUGUGGCCAGCGAUCUGGAUGUUGCCCGUCAACAACACCUACGGCCCGUGGCCCUUGUCUGGAGAAAUCGACAUAGUUGAAUCUCGUGGAAACAACCACACCUAUGCACAGGGAGGAAACAACAUUGUCUCUUCUGCUCUUCACUGGGGUCCCAACCCAGCCAACGAUGCUUGGUGGCGCACAAAUAACAAGAGACAAGCUCUGCACACCACCUACGCUCAAAGCGAACACACCUUCGGCCUCGAGUGGUCUCAAAAAUACAUCUUCACUUGGAUCGACAGCAUUCUCCUCCAAGUCUUGUACGCCAACUUCAACGAGGGUCUCUGGAAACGCGGAGGCUUCCCGUCAUUCGACAGCAACGGCACCCAUCUCACCGACGUGUGGUCGCAAUCCGGCCACAACUCCGCACCCUUCGACCAAGAGUUCUACCUCAUCCUGAACGUGGCUGUUGGCGGCACCAACGGAUGGUUCGAAGACGGCAAGAGCGGCAAGCCUUGGGUUGACACCUCGCUCACUGCCAAGAAGGAUUUCUGGGAGGCUCGUGACAAGUGGUACCCGACAUGGACCGCACCCGGUGCCGGCCAGAUGGAGGUCAGCAAGGUCCAGAUGUGGAAGCAAUGUGAUGGGAACGAGGACAACUAA
Hyaloscypha bicolor E is the source of this 1347-nucleotide messenger RNA. Its product is annotated as glycoside hydrolase family 16 protein. NCBI's taxonomy places the organism in Eukaryota, Fungi, Ascomycota, Leotiomycetes, Helotiales, Hyaloscyphaceae. The record is from RefSeq and is a predicted model, not a curated record. Gene Ontology annotation, biological process: carbohydrate metabolic process. The transcript has 2 exons. Gene Ontology annotation, molecular function: hydrolase activity, hydrolyzing O-glycosyl compounds. Bases 1 to 1347 code for a protein of 448 amino acids.